Messenger RNA from Chilo suppressalis (striped riceborer), 1848 nucleotides. NCBI's taxonomy places the organism in Eukaryota, Metazoa, Arthropoda, Insecta, Lepidoptera, Crambidae. The record is from the annotation of a GenBank genome assembly.
AUGACUACGAACCCUCGAAAAGGCACAGAUCCAAGCCCAAUGGAAGAGAGUGACCAGCUCACUAUCAGACCCUUGGGUGCUGGGCAGGAAGUGGGCAGAUCAUGUAUUAUGUUAGAAUUCAAAGGAAAAAAAAUCAUGUUGGAUUGUGGAAUUCAUCCGGGCUUAUCAGGGAUGGAUGCUUUGCCUUUUGUAGACCUAAUAGAGGCUGAUGAAGUGGAUUUACUUCUAAUAUCACAUUUUCACUUAGAUCAUAGUGGGGCUUUGCCCUGGUUCCUAACAAAGACUUCAUUUAAGGGACGUGUGUUCAUGACACAUGCCACAAAAGCCAUCUACAGGUGGCUGGUUUCAGACUACAUUAAAGUUAGUAAUAUAUCAACAGAGCAGAUGCUCUACACAGAAUCUGAUUUAGAAGGUUCUAUGGACCGUAUUGAGACUAUCAACUUCCAUGAAGAGAAAGAUGUGAGAGGUGUACGGUUUUGGGCAUAUAAUGCUGGUCAUGUACUCGGAGCGGCAAUGUUCAUGAUUGAAAUAGCUGGUGUGAAGAUAUUGUACACAGGUGAUUUCUCCAGGCAAGAGGAUCGACAUUUGAUGGCAGCAGAAAUUCCAACUGUUCAUCCAGAUGUUCUCAUAACCGAGUCAACGUACGGCACGCACAUCCACGAGAAGCGAGAGGAGAGAGAGAGCCGGUUCACGGGGCUGGUGAGCGACAUCGUGACUCGUGGUGGGCGCUGUCUCAUACCAGUGUUCGCUUUAGGCCGCGCUCAGGAACUGCUGCUCAUACUGGACGAAUUCUGGUCUUUGCACCCGGAGCUGCAGGACAUCCCCAUCUACUACGCGUCGUCGCUCGCCAAGAAGUGCAUGGCGGUAUACCAGACCUACGUCAACGCUAUGAACGACCGAAUCAGAAGACAAAUUGCCAUUAAUAACCCCUUCGUGUUCCGGCACAUAUCCAACUUGAAGGGUAUAGACCACUUUGAGGACAUCGGGCCGUGCGUGAUAAUGGCGUCGCCGGGCAUGAUGCAGUCGGGCUUGUCCCGCGAGCUGUUCGAGUCGUGGUGCACAGACCCCAAGAAUGGGGUCAUUAUCGCCGGUUACUGCGUAGAGGGCACCCUCGCUAAGACCAUCCUGUCGGAGCCCGAGGAGAUCACGUCCAUGUCGGGCCAGAAGCUGCCCCUCAAGAUGUCCGUGGACUAUAUAUCCUUCUCGGCGCACACAGACUACCAACAGACUUCGGAGUUUAUCAACAUACUGAAGCCGCCGCAUGUGGUGUUAGUGCACGGCGAACAGAACGAGAUGUCCCGCCUGAAAGCUGCGUUACAACGCGAGCAUCGAACCCGCCUCGCCGUGCAUACGCCGCGCAACACGCAGCUCCUCGCCCUCACCUUCCGCGGGGACAAGACUGCCAAGGUGAUGGGAUCGUUGGCCAUGGAAGGCCCGGAGGCCGGCAAACAACUGCAAGGCAUCCUGGUCAAGAGGAACUUCAACUACCAUAUAUUAGCUCCACAGGAUCUCAACAAAUACACGGAGUUGAGCCAGUCUGAAGUGACCCAGCGUUUAUCGAUCCAGUACAGCGGGUCUGUUGCUUUGUUGAGGCAUGUGGUGAUGCAACUGGCCGGCACCAUACACUUCCUGAGCGACUCGCGAUGGAGGCUGUACGGAUGCCUCGACCUUUGCCUCGAGCGAGACACCAUCACGCUGGAGUGGCAAGCGUCGCCGGUGUCGGACAUGUACGCGGACGCGGUGGUGGCGGCAGCUCUAGGUGCCGCGCAACUGCCGCCGCAGCCGCACCUGCCGCUCCACUUUAUUUAUUUCACUGUCAUGGGUAGCCUGGAAGAGAUUGCUGUUUAG